AUGGAAACAACUGCAGAAGGAAAAACAAUAGCAGUAGAAAUAGAAAGAGCAAAGAGGGAACCUGUAGAAACUUCAUCCGCUUGUCCCUCUCCCUUUCUUAGUACGCUAUCUUUUGGAUUGAGGAAGAAAAAUACAUGUGAAUUAGAGUCCUUGCCAAAUCCAUUUCGUUGUAGUGGGAGUGACGAGAGUUGCCUUCAAUAUUUUCUUAUACUUCGAAAAAACAGUAAACUAGAGGUAGAAGAAGUAUGGUCCUAUCCAGAAUCUCUCGAUGUAGUUGAAGAGAGAUACCCAAAGAUGUCACAGUUUGUCUUUUCCGUAUCAGGUACCUCAUACUCUGUAGAUGAACUUAAUCAUACAUUUGUACUUACAGAUGGACAUGGAGUACGUUUAUAUGGUCAUUGUACAACUUUUGUAAAUGGAGAAGCUAUUGUUAGUCUUUCAUUAUAUCCAUGGUGUCGUUUUUUUACCCGACUUGCUAUGUUUUUUCGUUGUAAUGGAUACGAUUUUGGAAAAGAACUUGUUUUGGCUCUUUUUAAAUCCCCUACACCACCUUCAGGUGGAAGUUUCCAUAUACCUACUAAUAUUCCCAUCGCAUUUUAUAGACCAUACGAUCGAUUGUGUUCCUUUAUUGAUACUUGGCCACUUGAAUUACUCACUAUAUUUCCUGAUACAAGUACUCUUUUUGCUGUAUUAGCAGAUUUACUACUUGAGAAACAUAUUAUCGUUGUGGGACCAAAUUUUGGUAUUGUAUCACAUGUAGUGAUGUCUUUGCAGGCACUUAUAGCUCCUUUUGACUGGCAGCAUAUUUUAAUACCGAUACUUCCUAGUAGUCUUCUUGAUGUCUUGGCGGCACCUACACCUUAUCUUGUAGGUAUACUUACUUCACAACUUCAUCUUUUAGAGUCUAUACCAAUUGAACGUUGUGUUAUGGUACAUUUAGGAUCAUCCGGAACUUGUGAAGAAGUUUAUUAUCACUCUGAAGAAAAACAUAGUUUACCCAAUUCCGGUUUAUUUAGCGCUCUUCGAAUAGGCUAUAGUACGUUAAAGAUGCGAGACCCACGUGAUCAGACGGUACGAGAUCUUUGUAGUUUAUUUCUCAGUUACUAUGCGAACUUAUUAGGUAGUAUUCUGGCUAGUGGUGGAAAGAAUACCCCCUUCUCGGAGUCCCUUCUCCGCACGCAGUGUUUCAACACGUUGUUAGUGGCGGUGCAGGACGCGCUGGGGGACCCGACGCAUCUCUGGCUGGACAAUGAGUUCAUCGUGGCGCUGGUCCGCGGCCACCCCACUCUUCUCCCCGUCCACUACGAACUCCUCACGCGGGAGGAGCGGGACGGCGGGGGGUUCGCGGCCCGCUACGAGAACUGUUUUGGCAGCCGCGAGGUCUUCACGAGCCUCUCGGCGGCGGUCCACGGCUUCGGCGGCCACCGCCCGGGGACCUGCGCGCUGCUCGCCCACUGCCUGCGGAGCCUCCUCGGCCGCGCGGUGCCGGACACCCGCCGGGCCCGCGCCGGUCGCGUUGCCGGCGCCCUCGAGAGCCCCGCCGUCUCCAUCGGCCGCGGCCCGUACCACUCCGCCUCCCUCGACACGCCGGAGGUGAGCGAGAUGGUGGAGCUGCCGCCGCCACCCGCACGCAAUGGAGGAGGGAAGGGAAGAGUAGGAAUGAAUGGAAAAGGUAAUGGAGUCACUGUGGAAACGGUAUACGAUUGA
This is a messenger RNA of Trypanosoma theileri, 1707 nucleotides long. RefSeq names its product Suppression of tumorigenicity 5. The transcript has a single exon. NCBI's taxonomy places the organism in Eukaryota, Euglenozoa, Kinetoplastea, Trypanosomatida, Trypanosomatidae. The record is from RefSeq and is a predicted model, not a curated record. Bases 1 to 1707 code for a protein of 568 amino acids.